AUGAAGUCUACAAGGGUGCAAGUAAAACCUAUUGCAAAUUCAAGUAUUGGUGAUGAUAGGGAGAGGGUGGAGGCAGCUAUCUUUUUCUUACGUUGUCAGGAAUGGAUGACAAGGAAAUACAUCGAAGAGAUACGUAUAAUGUACCUUAAGCCACUGGAUGAAUUGUGUAGCGGGGGAAAGCGGGCCGUUGAAUUUGUAAGUAAAUCAAUGGAAUCUUCAAGCGAUCGCUCAACAGACGGAGCGAAUGCUGCGAAUAAAGUUGAUGGCACUGAGGGCAGUCACGUGAAAGUUGCCGAGAAACUACAGCAAGCGUUGAAAACUCUGCAACAAGAUGAUGUGGAAAUGACACAAGGUUAUCGGCCAUUAACUCGUGAAAAAACAGUUUCAUUAGCUGACUGUUGCGCAUUGUAUCGGUUGGAGACAAACCUAAAGGCAAUGGAAGAGCUACUGGAUAUACAAGCAAGCUUGGAUAAAUGGUUCGAGAAUAAUAAAGCUAAUGUGGCCAAACACAAGGAAUUAUUAAAAAAUUUGUUAACUAAUGCUCUUACCAAUUUUGAAAUGGCAUAUAUAAUCACCGAGUUAUUUGCUAUUCCACAAGUGUCGCUACAAGAAAUCCAGAAAAAUAAACCGGAAUAUAGCAAAUACAUUCGAUCAAAUAUUGGCGCAAGGAACAUCGCCAUUAUCAACAAGCCACUAAAUAAGGGAAUUAUUACGAAAGACUACAUAAAAAAACUUGAAGGACAGAUCAAUCAUUUUAGGACAGUAGUGUAUGAAAUUGCAAAGAAUCUCGAAAUUAUUACUGAAACAGUUGCUGCGAAUGUUCGAGACCAUCAUUUGGAAGUAAACAUAAAACAGAUAGCAGUAAUUGUCAAUAAUUUGCCGCCUAGAUAUCGCUUUCCAGAAACAAUUUACCUUUCACCUUUUGCAAAAAAACUGCUGACAAAUGCACCUACGAGUCCGAACGAAGAAGAUUUGUUUGGCAAUUUUGUUAGUAGUUUCUUCAGGCAAAUUCCAGUUUAA
Molecule: messenger RNA, 1020 nt
Organism: Brugia malayi
Lineage: Eukaryota; Metazoa; Nematoda; Chromadorea; Rhabditida; Onchocercidae
Exons: 8
Coding region: 1-1020 (339 amino acids)
Source: RefSeq, a predicted model, not a curated record